CGAAUUCCUGUCACUGUUGCAAGUAUUACAAAGCAGACGACCUCCAGCAGCCGCUCUACCGAUUUCCCGCACUUUCUCAGAUUUCACCCAUCCCACUUAGCAGGCUAGGAGAGGCAUCGCCAUGGAUCGAUUUCCGCCUCACAAAGUUCUUAUAUUAGAAAGCUCGUUCCGACAGUCGCCAUAUCCAUCAGACCAGGAAAUACAAAGCUUAGCACAGCGUCUGAAAGAAAAAACCAAACGUAUCAAGACUUGGUUUUCAAAUAGACGUACAAAAGCAAAGAGGAUUCUUGCUAAAAUUCGCAACCAAUCGGAGAAGCGAGUUCAUUUCAAAUGUGUGCGUGGAAAAUACAUUUGGAAGGCUUGUUCAUCUAAUACAGUCAUUCAUCCAUCAAAUACGUCAGCUCUCAUUACGCAUUCUUCAUCAUUCGAUAUGUGUCUAUCAACGUCUGACGUCAUUGUGUCCAACCAAUCCUCUACACCACUAGAAAUUGCACCACCCAAUCACAUAACCAGUUCCGGUCAAAGAAUAACCAGAACCAAACGCCCCAGAUCAUGUUUUACCUGCGAAUCAGAAAACAAUAUAGCUGCUGAUCGGAAGGAACGGUAUGCACGUGGUCGACGGUACGACGGGUAUGAUCGAAAAACUCUUCAGGAAAGAAUGGAAAAUCCGCAGUACGACGGGUAUGGUCGAAAAACACUUCAGGAAAGAAUGGAAAAUCCGCAGUAUACGACGGGUAUGAUUGGAUAGCAGAUUUAGAGUACCAGGAACUUAUGCAAGAAAUGGACACUCAGUGAGAGAAAGAUU
This is a messenger RNA of Saccostrea echinata, 805 nucleotides long. Its product is annotated as paired box protein Pax-6-like. The coding region runs from base 122 to 748 and encodes 208 amino acids. The transcript is spliced from 3 exons. Gene Ontology annotation, molecular function: DNA binding. NCBI's taxonomy places the organism in Eukaryota, Metazoa, Mollusca, Bivalvia, Ostreida, Ostreidae. The record is from RefSeq and is a predicted model, not a curated record.